Messenger RNA from Gavia stellata (red-throated loon), 1469 nucleotides. It is a transcript of the gene PAQR7, whose product is annotated as progestin and adipoQ receptor family member 7. Gene Ontology annotation, biological process: response to steroid hormone. Gene Ontology annotation, cellular component: plasma membrane. The record is from RefSeq and is a predicted model, not a curated record. The transcript has 2 exons. Gene Ontology annotation, molecular function: steroid binding; nuclear steroid receptor activity. Lineage: Eukaryota; Metazoa; Chordata; Aves; Gaviiformes; Gaviidae. Bases 250 to 1290 code for a protein of 346 amino acids.
UCCACUCCAUUUUGAUGAGGAUAUUACAGAGAUUUUCUUAAAACAAACAGUCCCAUCUCCGCCUCCUCCUGUUCCCAAACUUUGAAGAGCUUUUUCCUGUCUGAGCAGUCCCUGAAAUGACUGUACUUGCUGGGAGUUGCGGCGUAAGUCAGCACCAGAGCUGGAUGGGAGUCGGGCUUUUUUCUUCACAACUUGUCUGAGCAAGAGCAGGUUGUUUUGUGCAGUGGGGAACUGGAGUUCGGCUGCAUCAUGGCAACGGUGGUCACCGAAAAGCUUAGCCGCCUCUUCAUUAACGUGCGGCAGGUCCCUCAGCUGCUGGCCCCCCUCUCUCCCUCCACCGUCAGCAGUUCGGAGGUGCCGAAGGUCUUCUGGAAGCCCUACAUCCACACCGGCUACCGGCCGGUGCAGCAGACCUGGCGCUAUUACUUCUCGACGCUCUUCCAGCAGCACAACGAAGCCAUCAACGUCUGGACCCAUCUGGUGGCCACGCUGAUCCUGCUGCUGCGGUUCCAGCAGCUCUCGCAGCGGGUGGAUUUUGGACAGGACCUGCACGCCCAACCCCUCCUCAUCAUCAUCGUGGCGUCCAUCACCUACCUGACGUUCAGCACCCUCGCUCACCUUCUGCAGGCCAAAUCCGAGUUCUGGCACUACAGCUUCUUCUUCAUGGACUACGUGGGGGUGGCCAUUUACCAGUACGGCAGUGCUCUGGGGCACUACUACUACGCCAUCGAGCCCAGCUGGCACGAGAAGAUCAAGGGGUUUUACAUGCCGGUGGCUGUCCUGUUAGCGUGGCUGUCCUGCGCCGGUUCCUGCUAUGCCAAGUACCGGUACCACCAGUCCGCUCACCUUCUGAGCCGGCUCUGCCAGGAGCUGCCCUCCGGCCUGGCAUACAUGCUGGACAUCAGCCCCGUGGUCCAUCGCAUCUACACCGCACUGCCCUCCGAGCGAGCUGACCCGGCCCUUCUGUAUCACAAAUGCCAGGUGCUGUUUUUCCUCAUUGGUGCCUUUUUUUUCUCACACCCUUACCCUGAGAAGUGGUUCCCCGGGAAAUGUCACUUCUUUGGGCAGAGCCAUCAGAUUUUUCACGUGUGCCUCGUACUCUGCACGCUGGCGCAGAUCGAGGCGGUGGUGUUGGACUAUGAGUCCAGGCGACAGAUCUAUUCUGCUCUUCAGGGUGAUUUGGCGCACAACUUCUCUGCCCUGUGCCUCUUCACUGUGAGCUGCUCUGUCCUCACAGCUGCUUACAUGGCCCGGAAGGUGAAAAACAAGCUGAGCUUCAAAGAAGACUGAGAGCCCUGAAGGAGAAGCAGGUGAGCUCACCCGAACGGUUGAGCUGUGGCGACGAAUCCAGCCACAAACUUCGAGGAGAAGAGGAAUGAAACACUGCGAACUGUUACUCGGUAGCCCUCUCUAUAGGGAGGGAAAGUAAGAGCUGCUUUUGAUGCUUUUCUUUUUUAAUUCAGAAUUAG